UUGACGCAGCUCUGUCUGUUCAGGAACUGUAGACGUACCGAAGCCGCAAAGAGCGGAGAAAUAUACCUGUUUAAAGAGAACACAACAAGCAGGUUGGUACAUGUAACCUGUUAAUGGAGGGCUGGUUCCAGUGAGAUGACUGACCAGGGCAACAACAACCAGAACAUCUCCAGCAACCCGUUUGCGGCCCUCUUCAGUUCUCUUGCCGAUGCCAAGCAAUUUGCUUCCGGCCAGAAACAGCUGGAGCACCCGGGGCUUCCCUCGGACGACUCGGUGGAAUCAGAGUCGGAGGACUCUGUGUCGGACAGCAUCGACGACUACGAUGACUCGGUCGCGGAGAUCAGCAGCUCCUUCCGCUCACGGCAGGAGCUGUGCGAGCAGCUCAAUGUUAACCACAUGAUCCAGAGGAUCUUUCUCAUCACACUUGAUAACAGUGACCCAAGUCUAAGAGGUGGUAAUGGGAUCCCACCCCGCUGUGUCUACUUGGAGGAGAUGGCAGCUGAUCUUGAUGGACAAGACUGGCUGGACAUGGAUAACAUUGAGCAGGCUCUUUUCAACAGGUUGCUACUUCCAGAGCCAGGGAAUCACCUCAUUUACAUGACCUCCAGCAGUGCGGUUAACUUGUCUGCUGAUCGAGAUGCUGGGGAGAGGUGUGCUGUGCCAUACCUAUAUGCCUGCUUUCAGAGAGCCAAGGAAGAGAUCACCAAGGUGCCAGAGAAGCUUCUCACAUACGCUGUACGCUGCAAGAACCUGACGGUGUCCAAUGCUCGCACUGUGCUGCUCACCCCAGAGAUCUAUGUCAGCCAGAAUGUUUAUGAGCAGCUCCUUGACUUGUUGUUGGAGGGGGUCAGUGGAGCACAACUGGAUGAUGUGCUGGAGUUUGUGGAAGAGGUUAUUGCCGCUCUUGUGGCUGACCAGGAAGUUCGCACCUUUGGGGAGGUCAUAGUGCCAGUCCUGGACAUCUUCCAGGGUCGCGUGAAAGACCUGGACCUCUGCACGCUUCUUCUGUAUUCCUACCUGGAUAUCUUGAUCUUUUUCAGUCGCCAGAAGGAUAUUGCUAAGGUGCUUUUGGAGCAUAUUCAGCCAAAAGAGCCCAACAAUGGACUGCAGUACCAGAAGACUGUCCUGGGCACUGUGUUGAACAUCUCCUGUCUGCUAAAGACCCCUGGGGUAGUGGAGAACCAUGGCUACUUUCUGAGCCCCUCCCGCUCCAGUCCGCAAGAAAUGAAGGUCCAGGAGUCCAACAUACACCAGUUCAUGGGCCAAUUUCAUGACAAGCUACACCAGGUCCUGAGGAACUUGUUGCAGCAGAGUGGUGACACACGCCACCUGCUACUCACCUGGCUGGGUGGAUGCCUACAUGCCAAUGCUGGACGUGCCAAGAUCUGGGCCAACCAGAUGCCUGAGGUCUUUUUGCAGACAUAUGCUUCCGAUGCCUUCUUCCUCAACCUGGGUGCAGCGUUGCUUCGGCUGUGCCAGCCCUUCUGCCGCCCACUGUCCCCCAAGCUGCUCACCUUUAACCCCACCUACUGUGCCCUGAAGGACUUGAGUGAGGAGGAGCGUCGGAACCGAAAUGUACAUGCCAGAGGACUGGACAAGGAGACAUGCCUAAUCCCUGCUCCCCCUCAGCAGCAGGUGGAAUUUGCACAGUCCUAUAACCUUCUUACAGAAAACCUCAUCCUCUGUCAGUCUGCCCUGCACCUAGGUUUCCACAGACUCCAUGACCAGAUGGUGAAGAUGAAUCAGUCCUUGCACCGGCUCCAGAGUUCAUGGCGGGAGGCACAGCACAGUGUGGGGCCAGCUGCUGAGCAGCUGCGUGAGCAGUUUGAACGUCUCAUGACUGCAUACCUGUCCACCAAGGCGGCUGCCACCCAGCCGGCCAUGCUUCAGUGCUGCCUCAGCCUGCAGGCCUCCACUGCUGCCCUGCUGGUACAGUUCAGUUUGGGUAACCAGGGCUCUGAGCAUGUCCCCCUCAGCUUCCCGCUGCUGCCUCUGCCGAGCAGUUUGCUGAGCUUCGUACCAGAAUUUUUCGCUGAGAACCUAGGAGACUUCUUCAUUUUUUUGCGCCGAUUUGCAGACGAGGUUCUGGAAUCUUUGCCAGAAUGUCUUGAGCAGGUUUUAAACUUCAUCACUGUUUUCAUGGGAAAUGUGGAGAGGAUGAAGAACCCCCACUUACGAGCCAAGUUAGCUGAGGUGUUGGAGGCGGUGAUGCCCCACCUAGAGCCAGCUCUGCCCGGCACGGUGCAACCCAUCAUGUUCCAGCGUCAGAGGGUCUUCUGCUCAUACUGCCAUGCUGCCUACCUGGCGGAGGCCCUCAUCACUGUUUUUGUGGACAUCGAGUUCACUGGUGAUCCUCACCAGUUUGAGCAGAAGUUCAACUAUCGUCGACCCAUGUACCCCAUUCUUAAGUAUAUGUGGGGGAAGGAUAAUUACAGGGAGAGCAUAAAGCACUUGGCUGACUAUGCCUCGGAAAACCUUGAGGCCAUGAACCCCCCUCUUUUCCUGAGGUUCCUCAAUCUGCUGAUGAAUGAUGCCAUUUUCCUGUUGGAUGAGGCUAUACAGUACCUGAGCAAGAUCAAGCUGCUACAACUGGAGAGGGAUCGAGGGGAAUGGGAGGGCCUCACCCCAGAGGCCCGCCGGGAGAAGGAGUCCAGCCUCCAGAUGUUUGGUCAACUGGCUCGUUUCCACAACAUUAUGUCCAAUGAGACCAUUGGCACUCUGGCGUUCCUUACGUCUGAAAUCAAGGGGCUGUUUGUCCAUCCCUUUUUGGCUGAGAGGAUCAUCUCCAUGCUCAACUAUUUCCUUCAGCAUCUGGUGGGCCCCAAGAUGGGUGCUCUGAAGGUGAAAGAUUUCAGCGAGUUUGACUUCAAGCCCCAACAGCUGGUGUCUGAUAUUUGCACCAUCUACCUCAACCUUGGUGACGAGGAAAACUUUUGUGCCUCUGUGCCAAAGGAUGGCCGCUCCUACUCCCCUACCCUCUUCUCUCAGAUCAUCAGAGUACUAAAGAAGAUCAACAAGCCUGGAGACAUGAUUGUGUCCUUCAGCCUUCUGGCAGACAAAAUAAAGUCACUUGCAGAUAGACAGCAGCAGGAAGAGGAGACCUACUCAGAUGCCCCGGAUGAGUUCCUCGACCCCAUCAUGUCCACUCUGAUGCUUGACCCUGUGUUGUUGCCUUCCUCUCGAAUCACCGUUGAUCGUUCCACUAUUGCACGCCACCUUCUCAGCGAUCAGACGGACCCCUUCAACCGCAGUCCUCUCACCAUGGACCAGGUUCGGUCUAAUGAGGAGCUGAAGCAGCAAAUCCGACAAUGGCUGACUGAGCGCAAGCAGGAGCGGUUGCAGUUGGGCCCCAGUGGUUAGCCUGCAACUUUAGAAGUAAAAACAGUUUUAAAAAAAAAAAAAAGAGGGUGAAACAGUUACUCCCACAGCCCACACCAUCUGCCAGCUUUAUGUCCUCUCGCUGGGCCACCACACAAAAUGAUGUGACAUUCUUGACUCUCAAAGACUUUUCUAGACCAGGGGACAGCAUCUUUCUUCGGUACAGCUUUGAGUGCACUUUUAGGAGCCUCCACCAUACAUAUCUUAGAAUGGACUGAGAGACAUUUGAAUUUUCAAGAAUGAAAUGGAAAGCCUGGAGCUGGUUGUAUGGGUUAGUGGAAGGUAGGAAGAAGAUAAAGAAUGUCAAACUGGACACACAUCACCCUGCUACAGUCCCUGCUGAAGGCUUGUCCUGUGAUUCAUUUAAAAGGCUGUAGUGCAGCAGGCCAGAAAUGAGGUUUGAGAUGUUUUGGAGAUUAUGUUCUAAGCAAAAUGGAGUGGAAUUAAUUUCUUUGGUUUCAGAAGUGACAUUUGUGGAUUAGUUUAAUCUUGAGUAGAUGUGCUGUCAGUCAUUCUGCCUAUCAACACACUGAGUCUGAUUAAUUAUAAAUAUAUUACAAUUUACAUAGCUCUUUUUCUGAAUAUUUUACAAUUGAGAGAGAAUGGUUUACAGAGUGUAUGCAGAAACCAUGGUCUUAUAAAUUAGUUACAUCCCAAAUUUAACAGCAUUUGCAGUUUUAUUCCCUAGUACAAAACACAUCAGAAUCUUUUUUUUUUUUUUUUAUAACCUUUAAUGAUAAAGGUGAUGUAGACAACAUAAAUGGAAUGAUGAAAGUGGAUAUCUAUUCCUUCUCAAACUUGUUACACAUCUAAACUGGAUACAGUACUUUUUUUUUUUUUUUGUGUGCAUCCAAGGUUAAGAUUUUUUUAAAAUAUUGUCAAAACUACAACUAUUUAAUGGUAUUUUUUCUAGAUAUAAGGAAAUGAGAGAAACAGCAGAAAUGUAGAUAAUUUUGUGUGACCUGUAGUGCAUCCAGAAUUUGUUGGUCAUGGGAAAUUCUACUUAAAAUUGACUCAAACUGUGUUAAGGGAUUCUUCUGCUAUUAAUUAUACUUCGUGUACAACUAAUGUUAAAUAACAUUUUUAAAAUAUAGAUAAAAUUAUUUUUUAGAUCUGCUUAUUUAGUUAUUCCUCACUUUUUCCAGUUUUCCCCUUUUCUAGCAAUUUCUAGAGCCUGGAGCUAAUGAUCCAAAAAAUAAAAGUCUAUUCUAAAUUCUCCAGCCUAAGCAGUCCAAUAAAACUCAUGUCCGUACAUUACUUCUGAUGUUACACUGUACUCAUAGUUCCCGUCAAAGCAUUUUUGAAUUGAUUUUCUUAAUGUCAUCUUUUUUUUUCAAGGUCUGUUUGUGGAAAGCCAUUUCCCUGAUUAUUUAAAUUGUGACCUGUUAAAAGACACAUCAGAUGCAUUGUACAGAAUUUAAUAAAUACAAGCAUGAUGUAGUUCACGGCUAACCUGUGAAAAUAGCAGUGAUACUUGCAUCUAAUGUUAUCAACCAGUUUUAAAUUAUAGGUAAGCCCUGUACAGGCUGUAACUCUGACAGUGUAACUGAGAAUGAGGGCGAUUCCACUUGAGUUAUUCAAGAGGAAAUCCCCCACUUUGUUCCUGCCUGCUAGAAUGUCUGGGGAUUUCAUACAGAAAUAUGCUUCUGCGUUAGCCCUUUCAUCCAAUGGCCUACACUGAUGUGCUUUGCUUGCCCUUUUUCUGCCUUCUUGGGUGUGUAGUGGCUCACAGAAUUAUGCUGCUGAAGUCUGAAGGUGAGGCAGACAAAGUUUAUACUGUAUGAAUGA
Messenger RNA from Scleropages formosus (Asian bonytongue), 5166 nucleotides. It is a transcript of the gene ube4a, whose product is annotated as ubiquitination factor E4A (UFD2 homolog, yeast). Bases 136 to 3360 code for a protein of 1074 amino acids. Gene Ontology annotation, cellular component: nucleus; ubiquitin ligase complex; cytoplasm. The record is from RefSeq and is a predicted model, not a curated record. NCBI's taxonomy places the organism in Eukaryota, Metazoa, Chordata, Actinopteri, Osteoglossiformes, Osteoglossidae. Gene Ontology annotation, biological process: ERAD pathway; ubiquitin-dependent protein catabolic process; protein polyubiquitination. Gene Ontology annotation, molecular function: ubiquitin-ubiquitin ligase activity. The transcript has 20 exons.